Messenger RNA from Dermatophagoides pteronyssinus (European house dust mite), 2772 nucleotides. Its product is annotated as cholinesterase-like. Lineage: Eukaryota; Metazoa; Arthropoda; Arachnida; Sarcoptiformes; Pyroglyphidae. The record is from RefSeq and is a predicted model, not a curated record.
GAAAAAAAAAUUAUCACUAAUUUGUUGAUAUACAUCCGGUUUACACUCAUCAUCAUCAUCAUCCAUUUGAAAUUUGUUUUACAUUCAUCAAUUUUUAUCUAUCAAUUUCUCGAUUCUUUUGAUCAACAAGAAAAAAAAAUCAUGGAUCUUAUCAACAACAAAGGAAAAACCAAAUCAAACCCAAAUGUGUUCAUUUUUUUAUUUGACGCGUCAUGUUUUCCAAAAACUGCUACCGGGAUAACAUUUUUAGUCAAUUUCAUUCUUGUCAAUUUUUAUAUAUGUCCAUGUUUCUCUGAUAUUUAUGCUGGAGAUCGAAUCGAUCCUUAUUUCACUGCAAGACCAAAUCCAGUUACGAAUUAUGAUCAAUGGGGUCAUUAUCCAAUUAUGUAUCAAGAUCCAAAUCGUCCUUUAGAACCAAUUAAUAAAUAUGAUCCUCGUUAUUCUGCAGUAACACCAAAUACUUACAAUAGAUAUCGAAUCGAAGAUCCAGGUGAUCUUCGUUGUCGUGAAGCAGUCAAAGAAGGUUUGCUAGAAUUCGCCACUGUUACCACACCAUACGGAACUGUUGAAGGUCGAGUUGUUUAUUUAUGUGAUGAACCUGGUGUUCCAGAACAUGAACGACCACGUCCAGCUCAAUACGUACCAAUUGGAGCACCACAUAAGUAUCGACCGAUAACUCAAUUCAGAAGAAAUGUCACAGCUUUUCUUGGAAUUCCAUAUGCAAGACCACCUACCAAAAAGAAUAAUCUUCGCUUUAAAAGAACUUCGGUACCAGAUCAAUGGGGUUCGAUUCGUGCCGAUCGAUAUAGAGCUGCUUGUCCUCAAUACAAACGAUAUAUCCAUGCUGAUUUGGGAAUCCCGUUUACCGAUGAAGAUUGUCUCUAUAUGAAUAUUUUCACCCCAUGGGCUGCUACUCCAACAAGAUCAUUAUAUCCUGUGAUGAUUUAUAUCCAUGGCGGUCAUUUUGAUCACGGUUCUGGAAAUAUUUUUCCUGGUCAUAUGCUGGCAGCAACUCAAGAAGUUGUUGUUGUAACAUUUAAUUAUCGUCUUGGUUUACUUGGAUUUUUGGCUACUUCGGAUAAUUCUUCGGCCGGAAAUUACGGCCUAUUCGAUCAGAUGCAAGCCAUUAAUUUUGUCCGAGAAGUUAUUGUCAAUUUCAAUGGUGAUCCAAAUCGAAUCACUUUGUUUGGACCCGAUGCCGGUGCUGCAAGUGCUGGUUUAUUGGCCAUGUCCCCGUUAACACGAAGAUAUAUAAAAAGAGUGAUUGCUCAAAGUGGAGCAGCAGUAGCCGAUUGGGCCAUUAUCAAAGAUCCAUUGUAUAUGCGAAACAAUACGGUCAUCGCUGGUCGAGCAUUUGGAUGUUCCACUCGUACCAGUUAUAUCCUAGUUGAAUGCUUGAAGAGCAGAUCGGCUACCGAUUUUACCACUACCGAGAUAAAGCCCGAUGUUGGAUGGCUUGCUUGGGCACCGGUUGUUGAUAAAUAUACACGAACUCAUGAUUCGCAAUUACUACCAGAAUUACCUGAAGUUAUUUUGAAUAAACGUUUACUCUUAUUCGAUCCAGAUUUUGCUUAUAUGAGUGGUGUUACCCGCGAUGAAGGAUCACAAUCUUUGUUUUCAGAUGAAGAAUUACAGAAACGAAAUUACGAAACCAAUCCGGACCUUUUUGCCAAACAUGUAAAAGAAUAUGUAAAAAUUUACAACUAUACUUUGGACCAGGAAAGAUUGAUCAGCGCAAUUACAUUCAUGUAUUCACCAUGGAACGAUCCCGAAAAUAAAACUUUAAUUCGUCAAGGAAUUAUUGAUAUGAUAACUGAUUCAUGGUAUACAGCACCGAAUGAUAAAAUGGUCAAAUUAAUGCUUAAAAAUAAUGUUGUUACCUAUAUGUACAUGCUUAAUUAUACAAUACAAGGUCUUAAUCUUCCAUCCUGGCUAGGUGUUCCACACGACACUGAAUAUUUGCUAGCUUCUGGAGCGCCAUUUAUGGAUCCUAGAUUUUAUCCAAAAGCUUUAAAAUUAGAUUUAGCUCAAUGGACUGAACAAGAUCGAAAUAUUAGCCAGUUGUUGAUGGAAACCUGGGCUAAUUUUGCAAAAAAACCAGUUUGUACACCAACUGCUUGGAAUUGUGGUCCAACCCCAUAUGCGUUAUUCAAUACUAUCAUUUGGAAGCCCAUGUCUUUGGAAAAUUUACAAUAUUUGGCAAUCAAUUCAACCAACUAUACAACAAACAUACCGUUCACAAGUGAUUGGGAAAAUACAGAUUGGACGUUGAUUACUUUUCCAUAUUCAACAUCGACAAUGUGGCGAAAUUAUAAACAGAAAUCGGCUCAAUUCUGGAAUUCAUAUGUUCCUCUGCUAGUCGGUUCAGCUCCGAUCACUUGGAUGCCAACUGUUGAGCCAUAUUUGGAUGAGCUUAGAAUUUAUCGUGCAGCAACAUGGAGCAUUUUGGCCACAUUGAUUGUUCUUCUAUUUUUCACUCUGAUGUGUUCGUGUCUUUAUUGUCGAGCAAAAAGCUAUAGAGACACAGAAGAGUAUGUUCCAGUUCCUGUCUUAGAUCAACCAUAUGCUCCUGCUUCGGCUCGUGCAAAUUCGGAAAAUAAUCUCAAUUAUAUCCAAACAAUGCGAUUACGUAACAACAAUGAAUAUAUACCACAAUCACCACAAGUAAUGAUGAAUAACUCAAAUCAUAAAACCAGAUCAAUGGAAAAGUUGUAUUCACCACGAUAUGACAGGCAUACAGAAGUUUGAAACAUUAUUAUGUAAAUAAUUUAU